AUGGCCGACGCAGCACGCGACGGGCAGACAGCCCUUGCGCUCCGCCUUGUCAAGAUCCUAGCGCCGGUAGUCGGCGUCGCGACCGAUGCCACCGAGCGCAACGUCGCGUUCUCGCCGUUGUCCGUCCACGCCGCGCUGGCGCUAGUGGCCGCGGGCGCGCGCGGCGCCACGCAGGCGCAGCUGCUCAGCUUCCUGGGGGCGCCUUCGGCCGCCCAGCUCGCCGCAUUCGGCCGCCGUAUCACCGACACCGUCCUCGACGACAGUGAGGGCACCGGCGGGCCGCGCGUGCUCUUCGGCGGUGGGCUCUGGGUCGACGAGUCGCGCGGCGAGAUCAAGAAGGCGUUCCGGGACGUGGCCGUUGGUUCCUACAAGUCCGAGGCGCGUACCGUCAGCUUCAUCAAGAAGCCGGAGGAAGCAGUGGAGAUGAUCAACAACUGUGUGGAGCAAGCCACGAACGGCCUCAUCGACUCAAUCAUCUCCACCGAUGAUAUCGAUGCUGAUACCGACCUUGUGCUCGCCAACGCUGUGUACUUCAAGGGAGUAUGGCUCGAACCGUUCGACUCGCACCGCACCUUGCCGGGCACGUUCCACCGUCUCGACGGCAGCCUAGUGCAGGCGCAGUUCAUGUCGUCGUGUUACCUUGGCCAUUAUUAUGUCUCCUGCAUGGACGGGUUCAAGGUCCUCAGGCUCCCCUACAGGCCCGACCUGGGCGCCUACGAAUGGAAUGAGCUUUUAGAGCUAAGAGAGAUGUCUGCUCGCAAUCGCAUCGGUAGGACUGCAUCUUCGGCAGAUGAUCGGCAGUAUUCCAUGUUCGUCUUCCUCCCUGACGAACGUGGCGGGCUCGCCACCAUGGUCGACCUGAUCACAGCGGCGCCUGCGUACCUCUACGGCGCAUUGCCCCAGACGAAGCCUGAGAUGGUGCUUCUUGAGCUGCCCAAGUUCGAGAUAACCUUCAACUGGGACGUCGAGAGCGACCUCGGUCGGCUCGGACUCUCGCUGCCGUUCUCGCGGGAGGUUGGCGAUCUACGAGGUAUGUGCGAGAAGGACGACGGCUGCAGGAGGCCGACAUUCCUGAGCAAGGUUACGCAUACGGCGAUCGUCAAGGUGAACGAAGAAGGGACCGAGGCGGCCGCGGUCUCAAAGCCUGUGCGAGGCGGGGGCGGUCCGUCGGACAUUGUUGAGUUCAAGGCUGACCAUCCAUUCACUUUCCUCAUCAUGGAGGAGGGGUCAGGGGUGAUCGUGUUCGCUGGACACGUCCUUGACCCUACCAAGUGA
Molecule: messenger RNA, 1275 nt
Organism: Lolium rigidum
Lineage: Eukaryota; Viridiplantae; Streptophyta; Magnoliopsida; Poales; Poaceae
Product: serpin-ZXA-like
Exons: 3
Coding region: 1-1275 (424 amino acids)
Molecular function (GO): serine-type endopeptidase inhibitor activity
Source: RefSeq, a predicted model, not a curated record